Messenger RNA from Cercocebus atys (sooty mangabey), 3208 nucleotides. RefSeq names its product platelet/endothelial cell adhesion molecule 1 (gene PECAM1). Gene Ontology annotation, biological process: cell surface receptor signaling pathway. Gene Ontology annotation, molecular function: transmembrane signaling receptor activity. The record is from RefSeq and is a predicted model, not a curated record. The transcript has 17 exons. The coding region runs from base 203 to 2392 and encodes 729 amino acids. NCBI's taxonomy places the organism in Eukaryota, Metazoa, Chordata, Mammalia, Primates, Cercopithecidae.
UGUUCCCGGUUUCCAGCCAUGGCUGCCAUUACCUGACCAGCGCCACAGCCGGUCUCCCUGCAGGCGCCGGGAGAAGUGACCAGAGUGGUUUCUGCUUUUCACAGGGCGGGUUUCUCAGCGGUGACUUGUGGGCAGUGCCUUCUGCUGAGUGAACCAUGGCCCGAAGGCAGAACUAACUGUGCCUGCAGUCUUCACUCUCAGGAUGCAGCCGAGGUGGGCCCGAGGGGCCACGAUGUGGCUCGGAGUCCUGCUGACCCUUCUGCUCUGUUCAAGCCUUGAGGGCAAGGAUCAUUCUUUCACGAUCAACAGUGUCGACAUGAAGAGCCUGCCAGACUGGACGGUGCAAAAUGGGAAGAACCUGACCCUGCAGUGCUGCGCGGACGUCAGCACCACCUCUCACGUCAAGCCUCAGCACCAGAUGCUGUUCUAUAAGGAUGACGUGCUAUUUUACAACAUCUCCUCCAUGAAGAGCACAGAGAGUUAUUUUAUUCCUGAAGCCCGGGUCUAUGACUCAGGGACGUACAAAUGUACUGUGAUUGUGAACAACAAAGAGAAAACCACAUCAGAGUACCAGGUGUUGGUGAGAGGAGUGCCCAGUCCCAGGGUGACCCUGGACAAGAAAGAGGCCAUCCAAGGUGGGGUCGUGAGGGUCAACUGUUCCGUCCCAGAGGAAAAGGCCCCAAUACACUUCACAAUUGAAAAACUUGAACUAAAUAAAAAAAUGGCCAAGCAAAAAAGAGAGAAGACUUCUCGGGACCAGAAUUUUGUGAUGCUGGAAUUCCCCAUUGAGGAACAGGACAGCGUUUUAUCCUUCCGAUGUCAAGCUAGGAUCAUUGCUGGGAUCCAUGUGCAGACCUCAGAAUCUACCAAGAGUGAACUGGUCACCGUAAGGGAAUCCUUCUCUACACCCAAGUUCCACAUCAGCCCCACUGGAAUGAUCACAGAAGGAGCUCAACUCCACAUUAAGUGCACCAUUCAAGUGACUCACCUGGCCCAGGAGUUUCCAGAAAUCAUAAUUCAGAAGGACAAGGCGAUUGUGGCCCACAGCAGACACGGCAACGAGGCUGUGUACUCAGUCAUGGCCAUGGUGGAGCACAAUGGCAACUACACAUGCAAAGUGGAGUCCAGUCGCAUAUCCAAGGUCAGCAGCAUCAUCGUCAACGUAACAGAACUAUUUUCCAAGCCCGAACUGGAAACUUCCUUCACACGUCUGGACCAAGGUGAAAGACUGAACCUGUCCUGCUCCAUCCCAGGAGCACCUCCAGCCAAUUUCACCAUCCAGAAGGGAGACACGAUUGUGUCUCAGACUCAAAAUUUCACCAAGAUAGCCUCAAAGGGGGACAGUGGGACGUAUAUCUGCACUGCAGGUAUUGACAAAGUGGUCAAGAAAAGCAACACAGUCCAGAUAGUCGUAUGUGAAAUGCUCUCCCAGCCCAGGAUUUCUCAUGACGCCCAGUUUGAGGUCAUAAAAGGACAGACCAUCGAAGUCAGUUGCCAAUCAAUCAGUGGAACUUCACCUAUUUCUUAUCACCUAUUAAAAACAAGCAAAAUUUUGGAGAAUAGUACCAAGAACUCAACUGAUCCUGCGGUAUUCAAAGACAACCCCACUGAAGACGUAGAAUACCAGUGUGUUGCGGAUAACUGCCAUUCCCACGCCGAAAUGUUAAGUGAAGUUCUGAGGGUGAAGGUGAUAGCCCCAGUGGAUGAGGUCCAGAUUUCUAUCCUGUCAAAUAAGGUUGUGGAGUCUGGAGAGGACAUUGUGCUGCAAUGCGCCGUGAAUGAAGGAUCUGGUCCCAUCACCUAUAGGUUUUACAGGGAAAAGGAAGGCAAACCCUUCCACCAAAGGACCUUGAAUGCCACCCAGGAAUUUUGGACCAAGCCGAAGGCUAGCAAGGAGCAGGAGGGGGAGUAUUACUGCACAGCCUUCAACAGAGCCAACCAUGCCUCCAGUGUCCCCAGAAGCAAAAUACUGACAGUCAGAGUCGUUCUUGCCGCAUGGAAGAAAGGACUUAUUGCAGUGGUUGUCAUCGGAGUGAUCAUUGCUUUCUUGAUCAUUGGGGCCAAAUGUUAUUUUCUGAGGAAAGCCAAGGCCAAGCAGAUGCCAGUGGAAAUGUCCAGGCCCGCAGUACCACUUCUGAACUCCAACAACGAGAAAAUGUCAGAUCCCAGUAUGGAAGCUAACAGUCACUACGGUCACAAUGAUGAUGUCGGAAACCAUGCAAUGAAACCAAUAAAUGAUAAUAAAGAUCUAGUAAAGAAGGGCACAGAGACAGUGUACACUGAAGUCCGGAAAGCUGUCCCUGAUACCAUGGAAAACAGAUACUCUGCUGACUCCAGAGUUGCUUCUGUGAAUCCCCCGCUGCCCAGCCCAGAGCCCUCUCGCUGCCGCUGAACCCCUUCCGCAGUUUGAGAACGGAAGGCUCCCUUGAUGGAACUUAGACAACGAGGCCAGAUGCACAUCCCUGGAAGGACAUCUAUGUUCCGAGAAGAGCAGAUGAUCCCUAUAUUUCAAGAGCUCUGUGCACUUAUUUAUGAACCUGCCCUGCUCCCACAGAACACAGCAAUUCCUCAGGCUAAGCUGCCGGUUCUUAAAUCCAUCCUACUGAGUUAAUGUUGGGUAGAAAGAGAUACAGAGGGGCUGCUGAAUUUCCCACCUACCCUCCUUCCACCAAGUUGGAGCAUCCUUGGCAAUUGGAAGGGCAGAAGAGGAGAUCCAGGGCAAACAGGCCAUUGGGAUAUUCUGAAACUUGAAUAUUUUGUCUUGUGCAGAGAUAAAGACCUUUUCCAUGCACCGUCAUACACAGAAACCAAUUUUCUUUUUUGUAGCCAAUCACUUCUAGCACAUGGCCUGGUUAGAGGCUAGUUUUUUCUCUUUUCCUUUGGUCCUUCAAAGGCUUGUAGUUUUGGGUAGUCCUUGUUCUUUGGAAGUACACUGUGCUGACCAGACAGCCUCCCCCUGUCCCCUCUAUGACCCCGCCCUCCACAAACGGGAAAACCAGGCUACUUGGGAGCACCGCCUUUGAAAUACCGACCUGAAGACACGGUUCAUUCGGGCAAAGCACAGAACAGAAAAUGAAGGUGGAACAAGCACAGAUGUUCUUAAACUGUUUUUUUCUACACUCUUUUUCUUUUCUUCUACCAUGCUGAAGGCUGAAAGACAGGAAGAUGGUGCCUACAGCAAAUAUUAUUCUUAAUUGAAAAAUUGAAA